UCUGCGCAGAGUGGUUGGGAUAUGGAAAGGAAAGGUCGAGGAACGACGUCGCUGGGAGCGAUCUAUAGCGAGUCUCGAUAGUGUGCUGCAAAAGCGCCACAUCGCACGCGUGCACCACGGACAACUGGAGCAGGCCUAUGCAGGCAGACGACGUCUACCAAUAACCCAAGCGAACCCCAGUACAUACUCCUCGGAGCUGGUAUCAGCUCCGCGCCGAAGACAUCAGACUCCCUCAGAACACCCACAGUACACACACAGCCAACAUCUCUUGCGGCAAAAGACCAGACGAAUGCCACAAUGCGCACGCAGACGGCGUCGCAGCACUGUGAGUUCCACUCCAUCGGCCGCUCGCGGCAUUUUGAGUACCGAACUUACGACACGGGAGAAGCGGAAGCAAAUGGCCGUGUGUGCGUUAGAGGAUGCGAUGGGCCGUGCACAGUGUGAUGCGGCGUGGGCUGUGUCGUUGCUGGUGCGCGAGACACUGCAAGACCACUUUGUGCGACCUUUAAGGACUGUCCUGUCCAAUCUCAAAGGGGCCGGUGCGUACCGCAUGCCGUAUGAUACGCUGGUCGAUCUGUUGGCUCAGGCUGUUGCACUGUACAACAAUGCCAUAGACGGCAUCGAUGUCGCCGCUGCCGUACACACCUCCGCUGUCUGUCCGCAGACCAGAAGCAAACGCAACCGCACCACUACCAACACACACACCUUAGCAGGUGUAUGUACAGACUCCGAGUGCCACCUGCGCACACGCCUGGAUAGAAAGGCCUGCGAAACAGCCCUUCACAGCAUGCGUCUACCCGAGGUCAAGCAGGGCCGGUGCGGCCCUGCACCUGCAGAUGACGGACAGGACCGGUGUGGCUAUGACGCCCUACUGGACUGUUUAGGUCAGUACGCAAUGCAGCCGAGGCAAAGCCCUGCACACACCGUGCUCGCAUGCACACUGCAGAGGCAUGUAUCAUCGCUCACAGUAGCGGCCAGUGGAGAGACACGCGCAUAUGGACCUCAGCAGGUAGAUAUGACUGAAGUAUUAGCGGGUGUGUUCAGUGCGGCGAUGAGUGAGGGACUGGCCAGGGUGUAUACGGAAUUAACUCGAAGCUCUGGGGGAAGGGAUGGAGGCGGAGGUGUACGUACACAGAUGCACACGGACACACGGACACAGGACCAACGACGUACGAGUAGUAGUACAGGUACAAAGUUCGGUACUAAAUCCGCCCCGCCUACAGCGCUGUCACGCGCGGCGGAUGAGCUCACGCGUUCUCUGACGCAGCUGGUGACGACUGCCAAACAGCGCGCGUAUGAUGACUACGUCGACCAAGAUACCACUGAACAGACACGUGUGAACGAACCCUAUGCAGAGACACAAGCCCUCGAGGGGGAUGUGGCGGAACAGGCACCGCAAGUACAAUACACACACCACAGCCUGGAUGCAGCUAUGGCUGAGUUCAGCCGAGACAACGCCGAGGCGAAGAAGUACUUGGGCAGCCUCGAUGCCAUGUUUCCUGAAGCCUUACUGACAGCUGAGGAUAGUAGUAUACUCCCGGAUGGUUUGUUCGGAGUGGAAGCGGACACACUGACACAGCCCAUGGCACCUGCACCAGAAAUUGGGGCCGGGGCAAUGGAAGAGGACACACGGGGACAGGGCCUUGAGGGCUCGUGUGCAGGGCUUCCCAUUGGACUUGAUGAGAUGGUCGCCAAUUUUGAUCGAGAUGAUAUCGAGGCGAGGAAGUAUUUGGAAAACUUAGAUGCGAUGUUCCCCGAAGUUUCGCACUGGGGCGGUAGUCAAAGCAGUAGUCCCGAUAGCCAGUGUAUUAGUGCAUGUUGAGCACGAAUAUAUACAUAUAUAUAUAUUACGUACUAUCACGUACUACUGCGUACGGGAAGUAUAGCAGUGCUUCAGAAGUUUGUUUAGCAAUCGAUAUCUCCGCGAAGAGCGGAUAUGAUGGACAACAUUUACGAUAUGAACUCAGAGGUAACGAUGUCCCAAUCAAUAAAUAGGACUGAACAGCAAACUUGUACUGAGUAUUCUGUGCAGUUAUUGGUUAA
Molecule: messenger RNA, 2043 nt
Organism: Sphaeroforma arctica JP610
Lineage: Eukaryota; Ichthyosporea; Ichthyophonida
Exons: 4
Source: RefSeq, a predicted model, not a curated record